AUGCUCGCCAGUGAUGUCAACAGCACUCUCCUCGAGUCCACGCAGCCGGGCUUGUCUCGCCGCAUCCGGGCCCUCGAGUCUCUGGACGCAUUGAGCCGCGCACGCAAGGGGAUUGGCUAUUGGUCUUUUGCCCACCUGCUGAGCGCCCUGCGCACCAUCGUCAACGAGAUCCACCUAUCCAGCAUUUUCUACAAUCCCCAGUUUGUCUUCAAUGAGCAGUCCAACUUGGCCAUGAUGCUGGCCAGCCUGGCCAUCCAGACCUUCCUCAGCGUGGCUACGCCCGACAUCGAUCCGCCCACCCUGCAGCAGCUCCUGGCACAGUCCAUGCACGAUGUGCGCGGGCUCUUCCCUCGGGUGGUGGACCCCUUGCUGAUUUUCAUCUCCGGCAGCCUGGAGCAUGCCUCCGUCACCAAGACCAUGCCGGCGGCCAUUGUCAAGCUCCAGUCGGAAUUCCUGGACUACAAUGCCUUCGAGAUGGCCUGUCUCUUCAUGCGCGAGGUCCUGGUGGAGAUCACCAACAAGGAUCCGAUGUCGCUCAGCUACAAGCCGGCCGACAUGCAUGGGCCUCCGCCCGGGCCCCCUGGCCCGCCACUGCCAGCCAUGGGUGAGUCGUUGCCCAUGCCGCCGUCGGCUUCCAUGGUCGCCGGUGGGGUGGCCACCUCGCCGGGAGGCGUGGCCGGUGCCUUUGCCGGGUCACCGCCUUCCUUCGCGCCGGUUCUGCCAGCCCCACAGGCGGCUGCCGUGCCGCCCCCCCCGCCGCCCCCCCAGCAGGUCCCUCCCCCGCCGAUGCCCCUGCCAGAUGGUCCAGACGCCCAGAACAUGGUCGGAUCGUCGCUCAUGCGGCAUCUUCUGUCCAGUUCCAACACGCCCGGCGCCCUGGCCGAGCCAUCCUCCUCGCUUCUGUCCUCGACCAAGGCCCUUCGGGAUGUCUUCCGUACCGGGCACCCGCCGCCUGGUGGUCCGCUGCCUCCGGGGGUGGCUCGCCCGGAUGGCAGCCUCUUCCAUCGUGAUCACUAUAUCCCGCCGGGGGGUGGCACCGUCGGCCCGGACGGCGUGGGUGUCCCGCCGGGGGUCCACGGUGGCGACAUGUCGGAUGUGGGCAGCGGCAUGCGCUCGCCCGGGGCAGUGCUCCCUCCGGGCUCGACCGGUGGAUCUGCCUCCACCUCCUCCCAAGGUGGCUCCAGCCCCACCACCCCCCUCUCGGCGAGCAAGCGCCGGCGCGCGGGCAAGACCCCGGUAUCCGGCGGGACGGCCGCGCGCGGUGGCACCACCUCCGUCAAUAGCACCAACAACAGCAGCAUUUACUUCAAGGCCGCUCUCAACUCCCUGAGCAGCCCGUCGCAGGCCACUUCGACCAGCAAGGAGAAGGACAAGGCCAGCUCGCCGGCCCCGCAGCGUCGCACCAAUCCCCCCUUCAGCAAGGAGGAGGAGACCAAGCUGGUGGAUGGCUACCGCCGGUAUGGCCCGGCCUGGACCAAGAUCCUCAAGGAGUACGACUUCCCCACCUACCGGACAAGCGUCGAUCUGAAGGACAAGUUCCGCAAUCUCUCCAACCGGGGGUAUCUUCCGGAUGAUGUGAAGGCCGCUUACCUGGCUCGGACGGCAGUCGGGACAGCAGGAGCGCAGGCCGCCGCGGCGGCCCUCACCUCGCCUGUCGCCACGACCUCAGUUCCCGGAGCGGCCGGCGGUGCUCCUGGCGCUGGUGCUCCCUCCUCGUAA
Fonticula alba is the source of this 1719-nucleotide messenger RNA. RefSeq lists its product as hypothetical. Bases 1 to 1719 code for a protein of 572 amino acids. The record is from RefSeq and is a predicted model, not a curated record. NCBI's taxonomy places the organism in Eukaryota, Rotosphaerida, Fonticulaceae. The transcript is spliced from 2 exons.